Molecule: messenger RNA, 1994 nt
Organism: Daphnia magna
Lineage: Eukaryota; Metazoa; Arthropoda; Branchiopoda; Diplostraca; Daphniidae
Product: tumor protein D54
Exons: 6
Coding region: 131-835 (234 amino acids)
Cellular component (GO): cytoplasm
Source: RefSeq, a predicted model, not a curated record
AAAGUUUUUUGCGCCCUCUGUGGGGAAAGACGACACGUCACAUAUGCUGUUUUCGUCAUAAAGUGCUUCUGCUUUUCCGGUUUUACCUUGAAAUCGCUACUCGAAAGUCGAAGAAAUUCACCUCCUCAACAUGAACAAUUCUGCGUCGAAUUCAAAUAAAUUUCAAGAUGAACCCAAAACUCCUGACGUGUCUGAUGGUAUGGGAGAAUUUCCCAUGUCCCAAUCGUUCAUGAAUUUAUCCAUCGAAGAACAAGAAAUUAAAAAGGAAGAGUGGAGGAAAGAAUUGGCUGAGGUGGAGUAUGAAAUUCAAACAAUGCGCCAAGUCUUAACUUCUAAACUAAGGAAAUCAUCAGAACUUAAAAGAAAACUGGGUAUCACUGCCUGGGGAGAAUUUUCCAAUGAUAUUUCGCAGGGAUUGAGAAAUGUCAAGGAGACUUCCACCUUCCAAACUAUUGAGGAAAAGGUGGAGGAGGUUUCCAAGGCGAUUUCUAGUGCUCCCUUGUACCAAAAAACCGAAACUGCGCUGAAGACGACAGCAGAAAAAACGACAACUUUCCUUGGUGGUAUCACUGGAGGACUAUCCGCCAAAAUAGGAGCAGUUAAGAAUUCCGACACUUUCCGUUCCAUGGAGGAAAGAGUCGGCUCAGUCUACACUAAUGUUAAGUCUAAGGUGGUGACGUCACGUUCCAGCUCAUCUCACGAGUUGGACGAAGCUCUCAAGGAAGCCGAGGCCCAGCGAGAAGCUGCCAAUUCUGGUGGUUUGGUCGUCUCGGGCUCGUCGUCAACUGCUACUCCGACCACUACACCAACCCAAUCGGAGAAGCCAGUGGCCUAAACUAUUAAAAAAAAAAGAAAAAAGGAACAAAAAAAAAAAAAAAAAAGAGGGGGGAGAAAAACACAAAUGGGAUCCUAGAUCGAGAAACUGGUCGUGUUUGAUCUCUUCGGUUGCAAAAAAAAAAAGAGAGAAAAAACAAACCAGUUUCUCAAUUCCCAACUCCAUUAAAGUCUUUGCCGUAAUCAAUUUCUUUUCACUUUCCUUUAUUUCAUUUUUAUUAUUAUAAUUCUUUGCGUGCGUUUGUUGUUUCGAGGGAAAAGGAGCUAUUCUUCAUAAUGUAUCCGCAGCCGUUGGGAUAAUUUUAGAGGGAUCUAAUAAGAUGGUUUCUUUAUACAUCAGCAACUACAUGAAUAAAAAACCAACUGAAGUAACUGCCAACUUUAUUAGUAGCAGCAUAAGGGAAGCUAAAACGAAAAGUAAUAAGCUAGUAACGCCUAAGUGGUGAAUGUGGUUUUAGGGAUAUGCAGGUCUGUUACCUUCCUUGAUUUCCUCUCGAUUUACGAGUGUGUUGGUGUUCAAUCCUAUAUCUGUCACCUCUCUUGCACACGUCGUUCGCCGCCCGUGAAAACUGGUGAUGAAAGAAAGAGCGAGAGAGUAGAAACUGUGAUGGCCGAACACGACUUUGUUGACUUGCACUCGUUUAAUUUCUUUUUUUUUUAAACCCCUACCCACUUAACCUCUUUACAUUAUUCACAUUGUUCAAUCACGCAACCACCCGCCAUCUUUCCUUUUUGCCUCCCCUGACGAAUCCCAUCGAUGGCACUUUUCCCCCUCGAUUUUCCAUUGGUUUUCCAUGUUGAAUUUUGUUUUCUGUUAAGUCUUCGCAGAAAAUCUGGGAAAAAACAUUUCUCGGUUACAAGAAAUGAAACUGUUCGUAUCCAUCUCACCGAAAUUUCCCAACUCUCCAGUGGUUCGAUUUGUUAUAAAAACUUAUUUCUUAACAUUUUUUUUUUUUGCAUUUUCUAUUAUCGUUUAGCUUUGGGAAGCGCGGAGUCCUUAAAAAAAAAUGUCAUCUGAUCUAAUAAGUGUUUUUCCAUCGUUUCGUUAUGUCGAAAUCUUUCUGUCGGCCGAUUUAUCUAUUCGAUCUUUAUCUUCCUUAACUACAGAAAUAAGUCUGCUCGUUUCUCUCUCACUGGAAAUACAACGUUUAGCUUAAUGA